Molecule: messenger RNA, 411 nt
Organism: Oppiella nova
Lineage: Eukaryota; Metazoa; Arthropoda; Arachnida; Sarcoptiformes; Oppiidae
Source: the annotation of a GenBank genome assembly
GCCUGGUAUUUCAAUCGCGAUGACGUAGCCUUGGAGGGCUUCCAUGGCCUUUUCAAGGGACUGGCCGACCGGGAACGGGAUCACUCGCGCCGGUUCCUCGAGUACCUCAACAAACGCGGCGGUCGUAUCCAACUCUACGACGUGCCGAAGCCCGCCAAACAGGACUGGGCCUCACCUCUGGAGGCGCUGGAGUCGGCUCUACACUUGGAGCGUACGGUCAAUCAGGCACUGCUCGACCUCCAGGGUGUCGGCGCCCGCACUAACGACCCGGAGUUCACGGACCUCAUUGAGAGUGAGUUCCUGCACGACAGGGUCGACCACAUUAAGACGUUGGCCGAUCACGUGACUAACCUGAGACGUGUGGGCCCGGCACUCGGCGAGUACCUGUUCGACAAAAAGACCCUGGGCUAA